CUCAAUCGGAGACCCGCACAUACAUUUCAUACUUCUACUGUAAAAUACACCACUCGGCACAGUCUCACUGCUCUCUAUUCAUUUAGACCAGCUGCAAAAUAAUCGUGCUGUUCAGGUAGCACAUCUACCAUAAAACAUGGAGUCUCCUCCUGAUCCAGCAAGCGAGCCGGGAAACAGCGCCACGGAGCCGGCUACCCCUGGUAGGGAGAACCCGGUAAACCUGGAGACUCUCCGGAAAGCUGAACACCAAGCCCCGGUUCGGAGGCAGAGCUGCAGCAGCACAAAUCGAGGUAUCUCGGUGACAAAGAAGACGCACACGUCUCAAAUCGAAAUUAUUCCCUGCAAGAUCUGUGGAGAUAAGUCGUCUGGCAUCCAUUACGGCGUGAUAACAUGCGAAGGCUGCAAGGGCUUCUUCAGGAGAAGUCAGCAGAGCAAUGCCGCGUACUCCUGCCCCCGUCAGAAGAACUGCCUGAUCGAUCGCACCAGCCGCAACCGCUGCCAGCACUGCCGCCUGCAGAAGUGCCUGGCCGUGGGCAUGUCGCGAGACGCCGUCAAGUUCGGCCGCAUGUCAAAGAAGCAGCGGGACAGCCUGUAUGCGGAGGUGCAGAAGCAUCGGUUGCAGCAGCAGCAGCGGGACCACCAGCAGCCGCCCGGCGAGGCCGAGCCGCUCACGCCCACCUACGGCCUGUCUGCCAACGGGCUCACCGAGCUGCACGACGACCUCAGCGGCUACAUGGACGGACACACGCCCGAAGGCGGCAAGCCAGACUCAGCCAUUAACAGCUUCUACCUGGACAUCCAGCCCUCGCCAGACCAGUCGGGCCUGGACAUCAACGGCAUCAAGCCUGAGCCCAUCUGCGACUUCGCUCCCGGGUCGGGAUUCUUCCCCUACUGCUCCUUCACCAACGGGGAGACGUCUCCCACGGUGUCCAUGGCGGAGCUAGAACAUCUGGCGCAGAACAUCUCCAAGUCCCACAUGGAGACGUGUCAGUACCUGAGGGAGGAGCUUCAGCAGAUGACCUGGCAAGCUUUCCUGCAGGAGGAGAUGGAGAACUACCAGAACAAGCCUCGGGAGGUCAUGUGGCAGCUGUGUGCCAUCAAGAUCACGGAGGCCAUACAGUACGUGGUGGAGUUUGCCAAACGCAUCGACGGCUUCAUGGAGCUGUGUCAAAACGAUCAGAUCGUGCUUCUGAAAGCAGGUUCCCUGGAGGUCGUGUUUGUCAGAAUGUGCCGUGCCUUCGACUCUCAGAACAACACCGUCUACUUCGAUGGGAAAUACGCAGGUCCUGACGUCUUCAAGUCCCUGGGCUGCGAUGACCUGAUCAGCUCCAUAUUUGAGUUUGGAAAAAACCUGUGUUCUAUGCACCUGUCGGAGGACGAGAUCGCCUUGUUCUCAGCGUUCGUGUUGAUGUCUGCGGACCGGUCCUGGCUUCAAGAGAAAGUGAAGGUGGAGAAACUCCAGCAGAAGAUCCAGCUGGCCCUGCAGCAUGUCCUGCAGAAGAACCACAGAGAAGAUGGCAUCCUAACGAAGUUGAUAUGCAAAGUGUCGACGCUGCGAGCGCUGUGCAGCCGGCACACGGAGAAGCUGACGGCUUUUAAAGCAAUAUACCCGGACAUUGUGCGCACCCACUUCCCCCCCCUGUACAAGGAGCUGUUCGGCUCGGACUUCGAGCAGUCCAUGCCCGUGGAGGGCUAGCAGCCCAGCGGCGGCGGAGGCAAAGGGGCCCACGCCUGCAUUGCUGGGAGGAGCAGAGCGGGAUGCAUCUGAGACACUUUAACGGUGCCCGGCAUGAGCCAGGACAACCAGCACACUGCACAACUGGGAGCGGGGGUGGGGAGGGGGGGGGGGCGUCUAUUUCUACUCUUUGGUUGGUUUUAGUUGGUUUUUCGUUUUGUGCUUUUUUAACACGGACGGGAUCCUAUGCCCAGGGCAAGGAGAGGAUACAGGCGACUUCCUUUCAGGUGAACUUGGCACUCCCAUGCACGUGUGUCACCACGGCGAUGCCACAACCUGUACAUCACAGGAGUCCCUUUAAAUUGGCAAUAUACAGUGACCUCUUGAAAAACAUGGAAACGAAAAACCCCACAAAUCGAUCAUAAUCUUAAUGUGACCUUGAAGCACAAUUAGACCUUUGAAAAAGUUCUAUUCAAUACUGAAAAGUGUGUCAUUCCCUUAAUUAAACAAGACAUAACAUGAAAUCAAGAUGCAUUACCUAAAAUUUAAUACUUAUUAGACCCAACAGGUCCACAACAAGCUGUUUGGCAUGUCUUGGUCAAGUUCAGCCUUUAAUUUUCUUGUUCUAUUUUGAUUUUUUUUUUUAACUGCUGUUUUGUGUGGAAUGCAGUGUUCAGAAUGCAAACUCGCUGCAGGGAACAGUGGGGCUGCUGCGGCGUGGAGGGUCUGAACAGCAACGGUGGCGCUAAAAGCGCCCUCCAGUGGAAAUCGUCUCAACGAAGCGCGCCAUUCCGGCCAUCCUAUAAACGUUUAAACACAAAGACUUUUCGCUGUCGGAGUCUCCAUCCUCCAUGGUACCAUAGUGAAACCCCCGCCUGCCUCCGAUCCUUUAGCGGAGAGGUACCCUAGUAAAACUGAGGGUAUCUGCUACAACGAGAAGGACCCAUCUCACCUGUUUUUUUAAACGUGCAACAGGGUAUACGAUCAUUAGUACUUAUACAAAACAGAUGUUUUUAGAUUCUAUUUUAAAUAACUUGUAUGAUAUUCGUAGUUAGAUGAUUCUUUAUUGUCGAAUCGAUAAGGCACUUUUUUUGCACCUUUUUAUUUAAGACUUGUGCGUUACCUAGUGAUGCGUUGCAUGUGCACAAGAAACACGUUUAAAUCAUAUUCACGGAGGCUAGUUCCGGGAAGCGGACAUGCUGCUUAUUCCUGGCGUUUUGCUAUUUUGGGUGUUGGGAGGGCGCCGUAAAUCGUAAAUUUAAACAAAGUUUUAACCCAUUAUUUUUACUCAAUAACUAGAGCUUUAGGCACUAUCCUCAAACUGCUCCGGGGCGGAGGAGGUGGACAUGAGACAGCUCCGGAGAACUAUACCAAACCACGCAGUAAAACCGAGACCUUUGGGAGAUAUUUACCCUCACAUCACAUUUAGCGAAAUAUCUGCAUCUUGUGAAUCCCCCCGCCCCCAUCCGCUCUGCCCCAGCUUUGUUUGAAACGUGGUCAUUUCCGCUUGUCAUCGAUAUAAAUUACCACGUAUUACACAUAAUAUUACGAACUGGGCUCAGCAGACGACUGCAGUCCUGUAGCGGGUUGCUCCCGUUCUCCGAAAACUCCCAUCCGUCUAGUUGUCCCCCGUGUAUGAACUGUUCAGAUGGGUUUAAGUUUGGUUGGUGGAGCAGCCUAUUUGACGUUGCUGUGGACCUGUCCAAGUGUACCACCUAGUGGCUAAGUACGGUAUGAGCGCUCCCUAGUCCGCCCCCCCACCCCCCAAAGAAAGUGUAAAGGGCGAAAUGAGCACGGUGGGCAUGUGUAAUGCCUAUUUGAGCACCGUCCUAGUUUCAGUUAUAGCCCCUCUCAGAUAUUCCGUCCGGGUUUCUGCAAUCUUACUGUCUCCCCUUUAAUCUACAUAUGUGCAUACGAGUGUCAGGGAGUGUGUGUGCGUGUGUCAGACUUUUUCUUUGGUAAAGUGUACAUCAGUAGUAACUUUCAGCACUGGGCAGAAAGUGUAAACAUUCAAAGCCUUGUCUGGUAAUUAAUUCUUAAAAAAAAGAAAAGAAACAAUAAUACAAGUUUGAAAAGGGAGAGGCAAAACGUAGCAGUUACAGAAUUCCUGCAAUAACUUAUAAUCGGUGUGAUGACGAGAGAGGAAAGAAAUAUAUUGUAAUGCGAGACAAUGAUAGUGUUAUUUUCAGAUACAGUGGCUCUUUGUUGUUUUGUUUGAAUUUCCACUUAAUAUUGUGUAAAAACCUUGUUAUUUGUAUCUACAGGUGCCAUGGUAGAACCUCAUGUUUUCACCGUGUCAAAGAGGCAGACUUUUGUAGUGUUGUAGUGUUUUGACAUUCCAAGAAUUAGACAGUGACUUUUAGAUUAGUAAUAAUACCGAGGACUGGAGUUAGGAAGCUUGUAUAAUAAUAGAUUUUUUUUUCAUUCCUCUGUAGUGCAAUACGUACAUGACAGACCUGUUGUGUACUGCUAUCCCUCAGGGAAGAGUGACGUGAAAACCACUUAUUUGCGCUUUCUGUUCUCAUCCUUUCAGUUUCCUGGUGUUUUUAUAAAUUCUUCUGGUAAACGUCCGAGAGUUUCCAUUUACAGCAGUCAGAGGGAGGCGUUUCAGAUAUUGUAAUAAUGCUGUAUUUGACGUUACGUUGGUCAUGAUAACUCAGAUACGAUUUAGCCAUAUAUUUAAUCACAUACGAUAUCCAUAGUGCUCCGUUUACCGUCCUUUGUAUUGUCUUUGAAAAGCCAAGAACAAAAUUACCUUAAGUGUGUUGGUACAAUUUCGCGUUUCACGUUUGUUGUGCUAUACGUUAUCCAUGUAGGCACGUCGAGUUUUAUUUGCAUCAGCGUAUAUAGAUAAAAGUAAUAAAUUGAUCAUUCUACACUUCGAGAAGCAUUUAUAUUAUACAAAAUUUCGCAUUUUUCCUAGACUAAAGAUGGAAGCAAUACUUAUGUGGAGUGCCGCCACUCCAUGAUCCCUGUUAGUUAAUACUCCAAGGCUAUCCAGAUACGUUUAUGUUCAACUAACGGCAUCUGCGGAACUCAAAACCUAGAGACAAAUGAUCAAACUGUGAAUGACAAUCUUAUGUGGGUAUGAACGUCUGGUCUCAUCGUUUGCAUAUGGGUAUUGACAUUCGAAAUGAAAGCUCAGGGAGAGUAACAUUAGCAGGUAUUAAAAUAGAAAGGUCACGUUAGGCAUUGGCUGUUUCUUAGUAAGUGUAUAUGGGCUUGCAGUGCGUGCUUUAUUUUUAAAAGAUAGUAAGGCUUUAUUAAUUGGCAGCGUAUUACUUUCAGGGCGCUCCGAAAGACGCUCUCCUUGUAAAAUGCAUCUGGAAGCGCGCGCACACUUUCAAGUGCGGAAAGAUCUUUUUCUCAGAUGUGCGGCAGAAAGAAAGUGUCACUAUGGAGAUUGUUCAUUAUUAUUAUUUUUUCUUUUCUUUGGCAAAGUUUUUCAUCUUGAAAAACAUACACACACAAUACAAACCUUAGUACAUAAAAGUUCUGCUUUUAACUUUGUUUGCAGUUUAUAACCUGUAAGGAAAGUGUGUGCAAUAUCAGUGUUUUUACCCUCAGUUUUAUCCAAUGCUCUCAUUUAAUCUCAUUUCAUACCCAUAUCAAAACUGGAACAUGGUAUAAUUUUCAAAUUUUUGAAUACGUAUAGUAUUAACAAGCUAAAACCUAAAAUAUAAACUGGAAUAUAUAUAUAUCCUUUCUUGGAUUACCCUCAAAAACAAAUUAGAAUGUACCGGUUUUUGUUUAGAAACAAUGAAAUUUCCAUAAAUCACUCAGAGGCACAGUUGGAUACCUGUAUAAUGUGAACGGUUCUGGACGUCAUGGAAGUUAAUUAGACUCCACAGAACAAAUACAUCGUUAUCUUUGCCGAGCCGAGCUGCAAACCUGUUCGUUUCAGAAAAGAGAAGCUAAAUAUUGGCAGCUUUACUGCAUCUGGGAAGGAAGCGUCUCUGUUGGGAUAUAAGGUUUUACUCCAGUAAACAUUUAUUCUGACAGGGACCUCUCUGCUUGUCCAAACAGGAAGAGACACUCGCGGUGUGCCAAGGUAGCGCUGUAUACAUAGCUUAUUAAACUGAUAUGUUAUAGAAAUUAGCGGCGCAUUAUGUGCAUUAUUAAUACGGGUUUUAGAGGAUCUUCUCAGUAAUUGUAGUGAAUCAUAACUCGCGUUAUCUCUGUCGACUGGUGCUAAGCCGUGUCCCAAUCAGUGCGUAAAUGUCACGUGUGCCCCCGUCCUGAAACGUAGUCGGUACAUAUAUCUAUGCUUUUAUUGUGUUUUGCCAACUGUGACUCUCUGUGAAAAGUACUAUCAGCAAUAUCAGCCGGAAACGAAAUUUACAAGUAAAGCUGUUGCAGACUUAAUGUUGCAGAUACCUUGAGAUUGCUGGGUGAUUCACUGUCUGUAGCUAGAUAUAGACCGUCUGACCCAGAAUGGCCUAAUGUAGGACCACGUUUCGGUUCGUCACCCUCUUUGGACACGAUCUAUCCUCAGAAUAACAAAGAAUAACAAUUUCAUUAACUACUGCAAGGCUACAGUCUUGCUAUGGAUUGCAAUAUAAGGGAUAUAUAUAUAGACAGACAGACAGACAAAAGGUGAUUUCAAGUUCAUCUAAAAUUAGUAGCCAUACACAAUCACACCAUUACGGUUGUUUUAACAGGUUAUUUAAGCAGUGAAAUUUGACGAUGAUUUGUUACAUAGCGUCAGGUUUUGUUAUGUUGUUAUUCAGAUGAUGUCCUUGAUUGAUUAAUAUACUUUUGAAAAUGAACUGCAUUUUGUUCGUGCUUUUAUUAUUAUUGUCAGAUCUGAAUGUGAGCAAUAUGGUUAGGAGAAGAACGACGAGAACUAACGCAGGGUUAGUGUGCGUACGCGCGCGCACUGUAGGCACAGGACAGACCAACCCAGACAAGGCUUUAACUUAGCGACGACGUCACGGUCUAUUAUCUUCAUUGUCUCGUUAUUCAUAUUUGCAUUGGUUCAUUUUAUGGAAACCUUCCUAAGUAAAUUAUCAUUUUCCAAAGUACAGCAGGCAUAGUCAUGAAAAAUAAGACUUAAAAAACCGAUAGAGAUAACUUCUAGCCAUAACUGAAUGUCAAGCAAUAAUAUAAACGUUGUAUUAUUAUUAAUUUUGUGUAAAAGUUUUAGACAUCUGCAUGUAAAUACAAUCUCUUAUUUAUCACUU
Messenger RNA from Brienomyrus brachyistius, 6858 nucleotides. RefSeq names its product nuclear receptor ROR-alpha A. The coding region runs from base 137 to 1696 and encodes 519 amino acids. The transcript has 11 exons. The record is from RefSeq and is a predicted model, not a curated record. Gene Ontology annotation, molecular function: zinc ion binding; nuclear receptor activity; RNA polymerase II cis-regulatory region sequence-specific DNA binding. Gene Ontology annotation, biological process: regulation of transcription by RNA polymerase II. Lineage: Eukaryota; Metazoa; Chordata; Actinopteri; Osteoglossiformes; Mormyridae. Gene Ontology annotation, cellular component: nucleus.